Messenger RNA from Menidia menidia (Atlantic silverside), 2262 nucleotides. The record is from the annotation of a GenBank genome assembly. NCBI's taxonomy places the organism in Eukaryota, Metazoa, Chordata, Actinopteri, Atheriniformes, Atherinopsidae.
AUGUCAAAACGAAUUCAGGAAUAUCCUUGUCAUCCUCAGGUCAAUGGGAGGGAUUUGUCCAGGUCCAGCCAUGAGGACACUGUGGAGACCUUUCGAGCUGCCAAGGAUCCCGUCGUGGUGCAGGUCAUCAGGCGUACCCCCAGCGGCCGCCCCCAUGGCCCCCCUCAGGAAAUCCAUGUGGUGGACGUGUGCACUCAGACCGACAUCACCUUUGAACACAUCAUGGCUCUGGCAAAGCUCCGGCCUUCCACCCCUCCUGUGCCUGACGUCUGUCCCUUCCUGCUCUCUGACAGCUGCCAUUCUCUGCAUACAAUGGAGCAGGAUUACUAUGAAGGGACAGACUACCUCUCGCCAGUUCCAGCUGAUGGAGAGAGGACAGAGGAAUUUGAAUAUGAGGAAGUUGAACUUUGUCGACUCACCAGCCAGGAGAAGCUGGGCUUAACUCUGUGCUACAGGACAGAUGAAGAAGAGGACGUGGCCAUCUUUGUCAGUGAGGUCAGUCCAAACAGCAUCGCUGCCAGAGAUGGACGCAUCCGAGAGGGGGAUCGCAUUUUACAGAUUAAUGGCCAAGAUGUGCAAGAGAGAGAAGAAGCAAUGGCCGCUCUCUCCAAUGACGAGUGCAGGAACAUCGUCCUGCUGGUGGCCAGACCAGAGCUGCAGCUGGAAGAGGCCUGGCUGGAUGAUGAGCAUAGUGAGUUCUUAGAGCAGCUGAAGAUGGAAAUGUUGGAGGAGCAGCAGAGGGAGGAGAUGGAACUAGCCGCCUUGCAGGAGGACCAGGAGAACGAACAGAUAGCUGAAGAUGACAAGCCUACCUGCUCAAUGCUCCCCUACCUGAAGGACAGCGUACGGACUAUAAAGGACCGAAUGGAGAGCUCUGAAGCCAACGUCUUGGCGCAAAUCCAGAGACGUCUGUCCCAGUGCCUGAGGGACAACCGGGACGUGCGCUGCUCCACCAGCUCCACGCGGCUGGAGGACGAAAAGGAAGAGGACGAGGAGGACGCGGAGGGCGACCGUUUCCAGCAGCUGCUGGAGCUGAAGUGCCAGAUCCGGAACAGCGGCGAGUACGACUUGUUCUACAGCCGGCGCAGCACCAUCGAGUGCAGCGUGGGCGAGCCGGGCGGCGUGCAGCACGAGCUGCGCAUGCUCAACGAGGAGCUGCGCAGCAUCGAGCGGGAGUGUCAGAACAUCAUGCAGGCCCACAAGCUCCGCAAGGGUCAGUCCCCCCUGACCGGCCGCUCGGCCCCCUGCGCUAAAAGUCAAAGCAGCGUCCGCGGGGAGCCCCCGAGGGGGAAGCUGGCCGACACCAGCGAGAGGCUGGAAAAGUCGGACAAAGACAGCUCCAGCGCCUACAACACGGCCGAGAGCUCGCGGAGCACUCCUCUGGCCAUGGACCGCUCCCCGGAGCACUCGCUGCAGAGGAUGGUCAGCCUCACCAACCAGAGGAACCUGUGCAGCGGCCUGGCCGCCGGUCAGUCGCCCAGCCCCAGCCCCAGCCCCGGCCCCGGCCCAGUAGCCCUGGGCAAGAGCAGCAGCCCUGACCACAGCAACCCUUCCGAGUCGGACCAGACGCCUCAGGCCGAGGAGGAGGAGGGCGGCGGGAGCCUGAAGCAGAGGGCCUCCCGGAACCCUUACUUCUCCCCCUCGCACAGCGCCCAGCAGAGGUACGCCAACAUCCCGGCCCACGCCCGCCACUACCAGAGCUACAUGCAGCUGAUCCAGCAGCGCUCGGCCGUGGAGUACGCCCAGAGCCAGCUCAGCCUGCUCAGCGUCUGCAAAGAGCCGCAGAGACCCGUCAACGAGCCCAAGAUGGAGUGGAAGGUCAAGAUCCGCAGCGACGGCACCCGCUACAUCACCAAGAGGCCCGUAAGGGACAAGAUACUAAGGGAGAGGGCCUUAAAGAUUAAAGAAGAGCGUAGCGGGGGGAUGACCACCGACGAUGACGCAAUGAGCGAGAUGAAGAUGGGGCGGUACUGGAGUAAAGAGGAGAGGAAACAGCACCUGGUCAGGGCAAAGGAACAGAGGCGAAGGCGGGAAUUCAUGCAGCGCAGUCGGCUGGAGAGCCUGAAGGAGAACCCUCAGAGCAGCAGCGAGGCCCGCAAGGAGGUCAGCAUCAUCGAGCUCAGCCACAAAAAGAUGAUGAAGAAGCGGAACAAGAAGAUCCUGGAUAACUGGAUGACCAUUCAGGAGCUGAUGACUCACGGUACGAAGGCCCCCGAAGGAGCUAAGGUCCACAACGCCUUCCUUUCAGUCACUACUGUGUAA